This is a messenger RNA of Maylandia zebra (zebra mbuna), 2702 nucleotides long. RefSeq lists its product as uncharacterized. NCBI's taxonomy places the organism in Eukaryota, Metazoa, Chordata, Actinopteri, Cichliformes, Cichlidae. The record is from RefSeq and is a predicted model, not a curated record.
CGCUGCAUAUGAAAGCACAACCUUUAGACAGGAGGCAUAUAAAUACGGAUACUUUAUAUUUAUUUCUGUUUGGCUUUUCCAGCUGCUGCUGCCAUCCAACAGACUUACAAUGCCAUCAGGUUUCUUCUUUAUGCUGGGUUUGGUUGUGGGGACCGCCAUAGCAAACAAAACAAUACUUGAGACAGAUCUUAUCACCUCCAUCACCAACACCACCAGCACCUUCAUCACCAACACCACCACCUUCAUUACCAACACCAGCACAAUGAACACGACCAUCAAUUAUGAUCAAACUACCAUCAAGACAAGCAACUCAAGUACUGAAAUGAACGUCAGCACUGAAUCUUCUGGAAACAGCGCAAUAAGUGUUGCUACUACAGGUAGAGCAAAGCCCAGCAGUCAGACUGUCACUGAAACUAAAAGGACCACAAAACCUCAAACCACACCUGCACCGGGUGGUCCUGUGGCAUCUCAAACCACAAAAGGCACAUUCCCGAAGAGUUCCACGUCCAGUCCAAAGACAGCUGGCUCUGACAAAACUGGUAUCAUCAUUGUAGUCAUUAUCAUCCUCGUGGUUGUGGCAUUUUUACUUGUCUGUUACGUGGCAAAGAAAAGAAGAAGACGCUACUCAGUUGAUUUUUCCUCCAGACAAGAUGAAGUCAACAUCCCUCUCAGCACCGUGGCUCCUGUUGAUACCGCACCUCAAAAUGGUCUGAAAACCUUCGAAAGUACAGAAACUACUGCGAAAGAGCCAGAAGAACUGGAGGCAAAGCCAGGAGGCGCAGAUGAAGUUAAACCCGAAGCACAGGAGGAGCAGAAAGCUGAGACUGAUAAAUCUGUUGCUGAUCCCAGCACUGAGUCUGCAACUCCAGCUCCUGCUCCCGCUCCAGACAGCUCUGAGGACAAGCCCAAAGCGGAUGUAGCUGAGCCUCCUGCACCUGUGGAGUCCACUGUGGAAGUCAAAACUGAUGAUGAGGCCGCUGUCUCCAACAAGACUUCAGUGGAGUCCCUGAAGGAGACAAAUGAGAACAACAGCAACAACGCUGGCUUCAUUCAGACGAGAAAUUUGAUCUUCUGGGAAGUUCCUCUCGACUGUCCGGUGGGAGAUAUUGUGGCAGCCUGGUAACCGUGCUGUUCCUCAGAAACUUGACCAAAGGAAAAAAGAGGCCGUCGGGGAAAAGGAUAUUUCUAUUCAAAGUGUAUUCACUGAUAACUGUGAUACAAGCUUGUUUUUUUUUUGUUUUUUUUGUAGCAUAUACAGUAAUGUGGAAAAGUCUUGAGCCAGCCAAUAUUUCUUUGUAUUUUGCGAGACAAAUCGGAAACAUUUUUUAUUUUUAAACAUGUCCAAGUAUACGUGGACGUACAAUAUGUAAUCAAAUACUGAGUUUGCAUAAUUCUAGUGAGGUGUGAAGUUAAUAUUUGGUAUGACAACGGAAAGCUUUCUUGUCAUUUCUUAAAGUAGCCUUCAGGAAUAGUUCUCCAGGCCUCUUGAAGGACAUUCAAAGCUCUUCUUUGGAUGUUGGCUCGGUACCAAACGACUGCGUUUGUGGACCGCUGGCAUAGUGGAUAAAAAUCUGAUGGAUGUUUCUCUGAAAAUGUCAGGUACUACGACUGGAGUGAAACAACAGCCAAUGUCCAAAGAAAAACUUUGAAAGACCUUCAGAAAGCCUGGAGAACUAUUGAUCAAGACCCUGCUACCAGAACGUCUGGCUUCUUGAAAGCAAAAUACUUUUUAAAUUGAGGUGUAUCUCAAGACUUUUGGACAGUGCUGUAAGCUUUUUCAAAGUUAAUUGUUCGCUUUUCGUUGUUUUAGUAAUUACUGAACUUGUCUUCUGAAUAUGUAUUGUGGCUUUUAUUCAUCACUGUUCAGGUCAUAACCCCUUCAAUAGACUGGCGCUCUGUCCAAGUGUGUACUGCACCUCUUACCCAAUGGCUGACAAACACCAAUCAAACCAUUUUGUUUGGUUUACACUUAUUGUUAACCAAUCAAAAACAAACAAACAAAAAUGUUAAUUUAAUUUAAAACAUUAUACAUAAUCCAUUUGAGAGGCACACAAAAGCACUUACUACACGUUUUUGCCAUAUUGUAAAAAAAAAAAAAAAUUGUUAUAAAUUUACAAGGUGAGUGUGAAGCAGAGAAUAUGCAUUCAGAUUUGCUCACUUAAUAAAUACACUGGCUGUAAGUGGUAAUCAUUUCCAAAAUGGUUGUUUAAGAAUCACCCGUUUCAGGCAUUCAGAAAUAAUGUAAAAGCACUCCUAACUAAUGGAUCUAUUAACUAAUCAUUUAAGCACAAUUUUAAACUAAAACAUGCAUAUUAAGGUUUUCUACAUUGGUAUUACUGGCCUUGAUAUAAAUAAUGUAAAUAAAUCCAUGCAUAAGUGUGUGUAUAUACAAUGAUUGGCUUGAUAUGGUCACUGCUACUUCACCAAACAAAGUUAUUUGAAUCCUGGCUCCAAAACUCUUUACUCAUUUUUGGCAUGUAUUUGUAAAAUAUGAAUAAUAUGAAAAUGACAGAGGCUUGUCAGAUCUGAUCAAAUUGUGCUUUCCUCAGUUUAAGAGGAAGUGCUUUACAGAAGCUCCAUUUUGCUGUUUUACGUUCUUCCUAUAACAGUGUGAAGCUUCGUGUUGCACCACUUGUUAUGACGUGACUUUCGUUUGAAUUUCAUUUGAUUUGUAUUAAAUAAAAACUUUUUUUCUUUGUCCA